CUGAUUUUAGUAGUACUUUGCAAAGCUGUGUUUAUACGUCUAUUUCUGUACUGUACACUUUUUAUCUAACUUUAGGUAACUGAUAUUAAUCAUAGCGGGCUGUACUCCGAGGCUACUUGUCUAGCGCGCGUUAGUCUGCUCAAAAUGAUGGAUAUUGGAGUCGAAUCGAGCAUGGGCUCCACAAGGGAACUCGACCCUCCACGUCUUCCAGUUCCUUUGCAGACAAACUUGGGUUUACGUCCAAUGGUCCCACCAAAUGUUUCUGUAAACGACGCCUCUCCGAGUUCUCAAGGACCUGUUCUGGGUUCUCAGUCUCUCUUGCCUCCAGCUUCUGUUCCGGUUAUUAUCCUUGAUGUAAAUGGGGAAACGUGGCUUGAACAAAAGACACCCGACAAUCGUAUCUGUUAUAUCAGUCGCUCGUCUGGCAUGAUACGAUGGGAUCGACCACAAACGGCACCUUCGAUUUCUGUCCCAACGUCAAGUCUUUCUUCUUCUUCAUUGAUGACGUCUACGAGUCAAAUUUUGCCUCUUCCUACUGCUGGUGUUGUGGCGAGCAUGCAGCAGCCGUCUGUUGGAUUGAUGGCAUUUCCACCGUCUCGUGUGCCGUUUUCUAUGCCAAUGUCUGUUCAGCCACAUCGAUUGCCGUCAGUGAUGCCGCCGCUGUCGUCGGUGACUGGAAUGCCAUUUCCACCACCAUUUGCUCCCAUCUGGUCAGAACACAUGACCACUGACGGUCGCAAGUACUACUUCAAUCGUAUCACUCAACAAUCAAAAUGGGACAAACCUCUUGAUUUCCAGGCCAUUGGCCCCGUCCCUCCUCCCAUCAUCUCACUCUCCACGUCCGUCGCAGCCACCGUCACGUCACUCUCAACAUUCUCAACACCUGCAGCGAUCACAACAUCAACUGUCCCCAAAACGUCAGCAUCGUCCCUAACGACGACGUCAUCUAUGAGUUCCGAAGAGGCAAACGACUCGAAAGAGACAGAAAAGCCGAGCAACGAAACACAAGACGAAGUGCAAGAGAUUACAGCGAAGGAAGCGAAGAAAGAGCAGCCGAGUGAUCGACCAAUUGCGAGUCGGCCGAUACCCGGAAAGGCGUGGCAGGUGGUGUUUACAGGCGAUGGUCGGGUGUUCUUCUUUAAUCCAGUUAGUAAGGUGUCUGUGUGGGAGAUACCGAAGGAGCUGAGUGGAGUCGCGAAUUUGGAGAAGUUGAUGGAGAUGCCUGAAGGUAAGGGAGAGUCGGAUGAGAGCGAUAAGGGUGAGCAACUGGAGGAGGAGGAUAAGGAGGAGGAAGAGAAGAAGGGUGAGGAUGGGGAAGAAGGGGAACCGGCUGCGAAGAAACUGAAGACAGACGAAGACGCCGAGCCAGCCGUCUUAUCAGCCGAACAACGUGCGGCAAACCUUCGUGCCACCCUCAGUCUUGACGAACGUCAGCAACGUUUCCACGAAAUGCUAACAGAGAGAAAUGUAUCAGCCUUCUCAACAUGGGAGAAGGAGCUACCAAAAUUUGUGUUUGACGAACGUUACUUGUUGUUGACGGUGAGAGAACGUAGGGGAGCGUAUGAUGUGUAUGUGAAGAAGAGAGCGGAGGAGGAGAGGAAGGAGAAGAGCAAGAGGCUUCGAGAGAAGAAGGACGACUACAGGAAGCUGUUGGAAGAGUCGAAGCUCACAGUCAAGACGACUUUCAGCGAGUUCUCGCUGAAACACGGACGAGACUCUCGAUUCAAAGGCAUCGAAAAGAUGCGCGAACGUGAAGCUCUCUUCACCGAGUUCCUCUCAGAGCUCAAAGUUCGACAGAAAGAAGAAGCUCGUCAUCAAGAAGACAAGGUGAAAGACGACUUUUUUGAGAUGUUGUCGGAGAGACGAUCACUGAAGCCGAAAUCGAGUUGGAACAAAGUGAAGGGAAAGUUUGAACAUGACAGUCGGUAUAAGGCGGUCGAUGGGUCGAGAUUGAGGGAAACGUUGUUCCAGGCGUAUAUUUCUAAGUUGGUGCAGGCACAGGAUGCCAACGAAGACGACGAAACAGUCAAGAAAGAUCGAGAACGUCGUGACAGAAUAGAAGCAAGUUUGAGAGAAAGAGAAAAAGAAGUGCGUAAAGCAAGGGAAGACCAGUCCAAGGAGUGGCACGUCUCAAGAGAACAACACCGAAAAGAAGAAACACUCGGAGGCUUCAAGGCAUUCUUGACCGACAUGGUUCGUGAUUCCGAGUUAAGUUGGAGAGACGCAAAACACGUAUUGAAGAAAGACCACAGAUGGUCAGACUUCUCUCUCCUCGAAUCGGUGGAGAGAGAGCAUCUCUUUGAGCAGCACAUCCAACUGCUGAGAAGCAAGAAACGGAAAGGAUUUCACCAAAUGCUUUCUGAUGUGAAGGUAAUGCUGACGUCGUCUUGGAAGGAUGUGAAGAAGAAGACGAAGGACGAUCUUCGAUAUGAGAGGUUUUCAUCUAGUGACUCUGUUUGCAAAUCUGAAUUUGAGAGAUACAUGGAAGAGCUGGAAAAGAAGGCGUGGACUGAGUUUAGAUCUCUUCUCAAAGAGACCAAGUUAAUCACCGACAAAUCCAAGAAAAUGAUUGAAGAGUCUGAUUUGCAUCUACGAGAUAUAAAAGAGAUACUAAAAAAUGAUCUUCGCUGGCUCGUGUUGGAAUGCAUGUCUGACGAGAGAGAGAGCAUUCUUAUGGACUACAUCGAUGAGUUACACAAGCGGGGUCCGCCUCCGCCUCCAACAGCUACAGAACCAGUGGACAGCAGGCGAAAACGCAAUCCAUAGGUUUGAAUAGGUCACGUGACUCACGUGAGUAGGCGUUUUAUGUAUGACAUUCGGCACGUGAUUUUGAUGUAUGCACGUGACGUGCUUAUCUGUUCAAUACGAUACAUAUGUUAUGAGAAAGUAGGCUGUACAUGUACAUGCAGAUUUGGAACGUUGCGCAGUGGCUUAUCUUAAAAAGAUGACGUAAAA
This is a messenger RNA of Corticium candelabrum, 2955 nucleotides long. Its product is annotated as transcription elongation regulator 1-like. The transcript has 15 exons. Gene Ontology annotation, molecular function: RNA polymerase binding; transcription coregulator activity. Gene Ontology annotation, cellular component: nucleus. Lineage: Eukaryota; Metazoa; Porifera; Homoscleromorpha; Homosclerophorida; Plakinidae. The coding region runs from base 145 to 2766 and encodes 873 amino acids. The record is from RefSeq and is a predicted model, not a curated record.